UGCUGAACAGUCCCCGGGAGAUGAGGCUAUUUUUGUUCGAAGCUGAUACUUCUCACUGAGCCACAAGUGCUGCUUGGAAAAAGGGCUUAGGUUGUUUCCAGGGGAGAACUCUGCGGAGAAGAGGCAAAGUUCAACAGGACAGCAAAGAAGCAGCAGAAACAGCCAGGAAAACAAAGCACCCUUACAUUCGAACACAGAGCCCUCUGCCAGAGUUCUCCAAUCCUAAAAGGUUCUGCAAAGUACCACUUGACGAGACCUUUUCACCUGCCUGACUCUCGAAGACCACCAUGACUGAGAUCACUGCCGAAGAAAUUGACCUGGCCCCAGGAGCUAGAAGAGAUGGGUGUUCAGAGGAACAGAAGGAGAACGCACAGAAUACUGAGAAUGUCUCAGAGAUAAAGGAGGAAGGAAAUGCAUCUACAACCACCACUGUGAUCGACAGCAAAAAUGGCUCUGUGCCCAAGUCCCCUGGCAAAGUGCUGAAGAGGACAGUCACCGAGGACAUCGUGACCACCUUCAGCUCCCCUGCCGCCUGGCUGCUGGUCAUUGCCUUGAUCAUCACGUGGUCAGCUGUUGCCAUCGUUAUGUUUGACUUAGUGGAUUACAAGAACUUCUCAGCAAGUUCUAUUGCCAAGAUUGGAUCAGAUCCUUUAAAACUAGUCCACGAUGCUGUCGAGGAGACCACGGACUGGUUCUAUGGCUUCUUUUCAUUGUUGUCUGACAUCAUCUCAUCUGAAGGCGAUGAAGAAGAUGAAGAUGGGGAAGAGGACAUUGACAAAGGAGAAAUAGAGGAACCUCCCCUGAAAAAAAAAGAAAUACACAAAGAAAAGACUGAAAAGCAGGAAAAACCUGAAAGGAAAAUACAAACUAAAGUUGCACACAGAGAAAAGGAAAAAGACAAAGAAAAAUCAAAAGAAAAAGAAAAACCUGAAAGAAAAGCAACUCACAAGGAAAAAAUUGAGAAAAAAGAAAAACCAGAAACAAAGGCAAAAGAUGGGAAGAAAGCUAAGAAUAAAGAGAAGACCGAAGAAAAGACGACAAAGGAAGUGAAAGGCGGGAAACAGGAGAAGGUGAAACAAGCAGCAGCAAAGGUAAAAGAAGCACAGAAAACACCACCGAAACUGAAGGAGAAAGAGAGCAGAGGGCUCGCAGCUGCAUCGGAGCAGGAACAGAAAGGACAAAGCCCAGCCCCAGGCCCUCCGGUGCCCGUGCUGCAGGCUCCCAGACCUGUGCCUACCACACCUACUCUGGAAGAGAAAGAAGACAAGAAUAAAGAAGAGAAGACAGUUACUUCUGAAACCAAAAAGAAAGCAGACAAAGAAGAUGCUAAAAAGAAAAGUGAGAAGGACGCUGUCCCAGAUGCGAAAAAAAAAGAGCCAGGAAAAGCUCCUGAAACCAAACAAGGUACUAUAAAAGUUGCAGCACCAGCAGCAGUGAAAAAGGAUGAGAAGAAGGAAGAGUCCAAGAAAGUGAAACCACCGACAGAAGAACAGCCCAAGGGAAAAAAACAGGAAAAGAAAGAAAAACAUGUGGAGCCAGUAAAGUCACCGAAGAAGGAACAGCCAGGUGAGUGAGGCUGGUGCCCUUGACUCUGCCUGCCGGCUGCUGGUUCAUGGUGCAGCCACUGUACCCCUGGGUGUGUAAAUCUAGU
Messenger RNA from Fukomys damarensis (Damara mole-rat), 1651 nucleotides. It is a transcript of the gene Trdn, whose product is annotated as triadin. Gene Ontology annotation, cellular component: sarcoplasmic reticulum; membrane. Lineage: Eukaryota; Metazoa; Chordata; Mammalia; Rodentia; Bathyergidae. Bases 288 to 1574 code for a protein of 428 amino acids. Gene Ontology annotation, molecular function: signaling receptor binding. The record is from RefSeq and is a predicted model, not a curated record. The transcript has 18 exons.